Molecule: messenger RNA, 1508 nt
Organism: Solanum dulcamara
Lineage: Eukaryota; Viridiplantae; Streptophyta; Magnoliopsida; Solanales; Solanaceae
Product: GABA transporter 1
Exons: 7
Coding region: 113-1453 (446 amino acids)
Cellular component (GO): plasma membrane
Source: RefSeq, a predicted model, not a curated record
UCUUCCCAAUAUCAUCCCCACUCCAUUAAAGCUCAUCAAUAUUUAUAUAAAUAAAAAAGAGAAUUUAUAAAUAAUUAUAUACAUACAUACAAAUUAUAUAUAAGAGAGAAAAAUGGGAACAAUGGUUGAUGAAUAUUAUGAUCAUGAAAAAGAACUUGAUGCUGGUGCCCUCUUUGUUCUUAAAUCCAAAGGAUCAUGGGUGCAUUGUGGUUACCACUUGACAACCUCAAUUGUAGCUCCACCAUUGUUAAGUCUUCCAUUUGCCUUUGCUUCACUUGGAUGGUGGGUUGGAAUUCUAUGUUUGGUAAUUGGAGCUCUUGUAACAUUCUAUUCAUAUAACCUCUUGUCGAUGGUCCUCGAACACCACGCUCAGCUAGGUCGCCGCCAUCUCCGCUUUCGCGACAUGGCCAACGACAUUUUAGGACCAAGAUGGGGCAGAUAUUAUGUUGGACCCAUUCAAUUUAUGGUUUGCUAUGGUGCAGUAAUAGGCUCCACUCUUCUAGGAGGACAAUGUAUGAAGGCAAUUUACUUGCUUUUAAACCCUAAUGGAGCUAUGAAGCUAUAUCAAUUUGUAGUCAUAUUUGGUGGCCUAAUGUUGAUUUUAGCUCAAAUGCCAUCAUUUCACUCUCUUAGACACAUCAACUUAAUUUCUCUUUUACUUUGCAUUGCUUAUAGUGCUUGUGCCACUGCUGGUUCCAUUUACAUAGGAAAUUCGUCCAAGGGACCUGAUAAGGACUAUUCGAUUAGCAACGAUAAGGAAACGCGCAUUUUUGGAAUUUUUAAUGCAAUAGCUAUUAUUGCCACCACAUUUGGAAAUGGCAUAAUUCCUGAAAUUCAGGCAACGAUAGCGCCUCCGGUGAAAGGAAAGAUGUUCAAAGGGCUUUGCAUAUGUUAUGCAAUGCUUUCAACAACUUUCUUCAGUGUGGCCAUUUCUGGAUAUUGGGCAUUUGGGAACCAAGCUGAGGGCCUCAUUCUAAGCAACUUUACAAAAAAUGGCCACAAUUUAGUCCCAAAGUCAUUUAUCUUCAUAACCAACAUCUUCACCAUUCUUCAAUUGUCUGCUGUUGCUGUGGUAUACUUGCAACCAACAAACGAAGUACUCGAAAGGACAUUUGCAGAUGCCAAGAGCAGUGAAUUUUCCACAAGAAAUAUGAUCCCACGCUUAAUUUCUCGAUCAAUUUCAGUCAUCAUAUCAACGAUAAUCGCAGCAAUGCUUCCAUUUUUUGGUGACAUCAAUGCAAUAAUCGGGGCAUUUGGUUUCUUGCCCCUUGACUUUGUGUUGCCUGUGAUAUUCUUCAAUUUGACAUUCAAACCAUCAAAAAAGAGACCAAUUUUUUGGCUUAACAUAGCAAUAGCAGUGUUUUUUUCAGGCUUAGGAGUCAUAGCAGCAGUUGCUGCUGUUAGACAAAUUAGUCUUGAUGCAAAAACAUAUCAAUUAUUUGCAAAUGUCUAAGUAAAAGAACACUAUGAUGUUUGGAUGUAUUGUUUAUGAUACGUGUUUGACAGAA